CCUUAAUAAAACUGUAUGUAUAGUUUAGGGGAAAGUUCAUCGUCAGAUAAAUUCCUUCCGCCGCUGGAUCUCUGUUACGAAUUUACCCCGUUUAUGUUGUUGCUGCUGUUGGAAGGCUUUGGAAAGGAAAUCUAUAUGGAAUCUGUGAUGAAUUUCAAGAGAGGUGGCGAGGGUGUUCUUGCUGUAGCUUCUACCACUUAUUCCUUGAAUGAAUUGGUCGAGUUCUUGGAAUCCCCGACGGUGAACAUUCCUGUUGGAGCUCUAGACGUAGGAACGAUCACCCCUGUGGAGAUCUGGAAGGCCUUUCAAAUGAGUGAUCGCAAACGGCACUUCUCCACUGUCUUGGCCUUUGAUGUAGACGUUACCCCUGAGGCAAGUCAACUCGCUCAACAGUUGCAAGUCAAAGUCAUCUGUGGCGGCGGUAUUCUUGAUACGCUGCACCACCAGUUCAAAGAGCAUAUCGAAGAGCUGGGAGAGGACUUAAAAAUGGAGGAUGAAGCAAUCUUCCCUGGCAUCCUCAGCAUCUUAACCAACGCUGUGUUCAGCAAGGAAGACCCUAUUAUCCUCGGAGUCUUAGUUGUUGAAGGUUUCAUUAAGGUAGGAGUUCCCAUAGCCUAUGUGCGAACUGCUGGUUGUCUGGAUUUAGGACGUAUUGCAUGGAUUGAGAAAUACCAACAACCCGUCGAUGUUGCUAGUCUAGGCGAGACCGUUGUUAUCAAGAUUGUUGCAUCAAACCCGGAAGAACAGAGACAAGCACGUAGCUUUAGAAGCCAUUAUGACAUUAAUGACAAUAUCCUUGUCACUCGUCUUUCUAGGGCAUCUAUCAUUGCCUUCCGAGAUAGUGACUUGGAAAAACUAUCCUGCAGCGAGUUUAAAGCGAUGUCUGAUAUCAAACGCGUUCUCAAAUUCAAGUAAUAUGUGUAUGUCUAAUGUUGUUUUCGUUUGUCAACAACAACUACUUUCCAUUUAAAAUCUGAACAAGCUGGCCGCUCCUAGUUAUCUCAUCUUUUUAUAUAGUUAUGUAUUUUAUGAAAUCCUUCUAUUUUA
This is a messenger RNA of Raphanus sativus (radish), 1047 nucleotides long. Its product is annotated as eukaryotic translation initiation factor 5B-like. Bases 16 to 915 code for a protein of 299 amino acids. Gene Ontology annotation, molecular function: translation initiation factor activity. Lineage: Eukaryota; Viridiplantae; Streptophyta; Magnoliopsida; Brassicales; Brassicaceae. The record is from RefSeq and is a predicted model, not a curated record. The transcript is spliced from 5 exons.